UUUUUUGAUAAUUCUGUCAAAAAAAAAAAAAAAGCUAAACAAGCCUGGUUUUCUUCCUCCUCUCACACAGUCGAGCUGACGCUGACGAGCUCUCUUCUCCCUCUCUUCGAGUCUUCGUCUUCGUCUAUCCGUGGCCUGGAAGCUUAACUGCAGCUUCUUGAAAUCGCAGAUAAUUGGGUUGACAUUUCAGUGAAAGAGUUAUUUUCUGUUCUUUGAUUUUAGAAUUAUUGGCAGCUCUACUGUGCAUGAUGAUUGAACUCUAUUUGUCAAAACCUUUAUGGGGUGAUGCUACGAAUGCUGACUCUGGUGACCUGAGAAUGCCUCUGUACGACAAGCUGGAAAAGAUUAUUUGGGGACUUAUUACCUCUGAAGGCCGGUCAGAGGCUAGAUUGUGGCUUUGUGAGUCUAUUUCAAGCUUAAGUUCAAUUACACCACCUGAGCAGCGUGACCUAUUCACGAGGUUAUUGAAAUCAAAGCCUCGUAAGUUGGAUAUCGCUGCUCAAGUCUUUCAAAUGCUCUUUGAGAGAAGACCACAGAAAGCCGGGUUAAUCUUGGCUAAGAAAAGUCGCAAGCUUAAAAGGUUCUUUGAAGGACAUCCAAAACGGAUCUUGCAAUGGUUUUCAACCUUUUCUAUUGCGGGUGAUUCAGCACACGGAAAGGGUGCAAAGUCACUGGCUCAGUUUGCCUUUGUGAACAGGGACAUAUGUUGGGAAGAGCUCGAAUGGAAAGGAAAACAUGGACAAUCACCAGCAGUUGUUGCUACAAAGCCUCAUUAUUUUCUCGAUUUGGAUGUUCAACUUACAGUGGAGAACUUUUUGGAGAAUAUACCUGAGUUCUGGUCGUCGGAGGAAUUUUCUGAGUCCCUUAAAGGUGGUGAGAUCUUAUCGGUUGAUAAUAAGUUCUUUGUAGAUUUCUUCCUUGAGUUACUGUACGAAGAUAAUCUGCAAGAAGUUUGGGAAGUUGUUGGUCAGUUUCUUACGGAUGAAUCUUUUGCUUAUCUUUGUCAACAUCUUCUAAUCAUUCUUGAUGAACGGGAUCUACGUACAUUAUUGCUAAUGCUUCAAGAUCUUCUUACUAGAAGAAAAAGAUCUCUAAACUUUGAUGAUACAUCUUAUUGGCUGGAGAUUGUGAUUUGCAAGUGUGGUGACCAAGUAUCUAUUGAUCAGUUGUUUCUGUUGAACGCACUGUAUAACAAAGGAAGGCUACUUUUGCGGUUGGUACAUAGUGAAGAAACCGAGGAGAAGGUUAAAAUUGAUGAUUUAGUUUUAGGGAUCUGUACACAUACAAGUGAAGCCAAGAGUUUGGCCUCGAUUUCCAACGAACUCUUGAAGUCAAAGACUAUUGAAGUGAUGAAAUGGCUUGGUCUUCUUUCAUGGAGCCUUCUUUACAGGUUGUCUAAGGAAUGUCAUACUUCUGAAUCCUGGGAAGCUCUGUUUGUCAGUAACAACAUUGGGUUCCGUAAAUCUGAUAUAUUUGGUACCGAACUUGAUGGAACUUCAGAGAAGAGUGAACUGGACUUCGUUGAAAAAACAGUAACUAAAGGUAAACGUAAAAGGAGGCAAAACAAGAAAAAUAAAAGGAGAAGGAAUCGAGAUUUUGAUGAAUUCAGUGAUGAGGACUUGCUUCACCUUGAUUAUUCAGAUGAUAAAUUCAAUCUCCAAUCUAGUUCUAUUAGCUGGUUGCUUUCUAGUGAUGGGUAUUCGACUUCAUGGAGCUUGGCUGAUUUACCUGAACAUUUAUCAAAGCAUUGUCUGAGAGAAUGGAUGAAGCAGACUUUUGAAUUUAUGUGAAUUUCACAAAAUAUUCGGGUUUGAGGAUGAGAAGUGCAGCCAUACAAGUCUUUCGCCAUCUUAAGCGCCAUCAUACUGAAAAUUAUUUUAAAUUGGGACACGGGACACAAGUAUCAUCAACUCAGUAAGCAGAUAUCUGACGCUACUGUAAUCUAUGUAGUGCUGAACUUUAAUGUAUCAUUCACCAAAGUGCUAACAACUAGAUACUUGGAUGAUGUGAUGCUCUAGUAAAAGAAGUUGUGAAUUCUCCUUGAUUUCUUCUUUGAUGCAUACUUGUAUGUUGCUGCAUAAAAUUGUACAUGAUUAUGCAAAGAAGUGACAAAGAAGUGACCAAAGUGUAUGAUUAUCCUCUUGCUGGACCUAACAAGUGUUGCAUAUAGUUGAGCUGAAAGUAGGGCAAUUUGGUACUUAUAGCAUGACCUGUGUAAGAUUUGCAGCUGACACCGGCGAGGGCCUGUAACCUUACCUCUAUAUUAGCACGUUGCUCGUCUCAAAUUCAGACCUGUAAGGGAUAAAUGAGGAUUGUAUCGAGCAUUUAACCAAAUUGGUAAACAAAGUGAAUUUUGUGCGACAAA
This is a messenger RNA of Spinacia oleracea (spinach), 2365 nucleotides long. RefSeq lists its product as uncharacterized. NCBI's taxonomy places the organism in Eukaryota, Viridiplantae, Streptophyta, Magnoliopsida, Caryophyllales, Amaranthaceae. The transcript is spliced from 5 exons. Bases 246 to 1790 code for a protein of 514 amino acids. The record is from RefSeq and is a predicted model, not a curated record.